AUGUCAGUGUUAAAUAACUUUUCCGUGUCCAUUGCAAAGGGAUUACGUCGCCUACGACAGAACAAAGAGUUAUGCGAGCGAUUAAUGCCGGAAUCUUCAACACGCCGACACGGCUCCAAAGAAGGGAGUACGCGGCUAAAGAUGGACAAAUGCCUCAUCGUGUCGAAGGUUACCAGAUAUGAGUACGAAAGACACAGCCACGACUACGUGUCUGACGGAGAAUUGGAGAAGAUACUCAGACAGCGCGGCUCCGACUUCGACACGAUGCUGACGAACCACAGGGAGCAGAAAGCGUUCGAGGAGGGUGUGGCGACGAGAUUGCGAGAAAUGGGUCAUCAAGUCGAGAUGGCUAGCAGGUUAAGUUACAACGACGAAUUAAUCAAUUGGUGCGACGUGGUCGUGCCCUGUGGCGGAGACGGGACGUUCCUACUCGCCGCCUCCAGGGUCAGAGACGCCAACAAACCAGUAAUCGGUUUCAACAGCGCUCCCCACAAGUCAGUGGGACGCCUCUGUUUGCCCACUUGGUGUUCGAACGAUGUGAAGGGUGCGUUCAACGCGCUAAAAGAGGGCAGGUUCAGAUGGAUGCGCCGUUCCAGGAUACGCACCACGAUAACCUGCGAGCCGAAACUCCUGGACACCAUCACGCCAGUGGACCUUCACACGCUGCAUUACUGCAGGUAUCCCCCGAUGUCUAACAUACAUGAAACCCAAGACGCCCAGUCGAAGGACCAGGAACAGAUCAAAGCGAGUAGAAGCACCACUUUGUCCACCAAGGUUUUACCGUUUCUUGCACUUAACGAGGUGUUUAUCGGCGAGAGCGUGACGUCGCGCGUUUCGCUGCUCCGGCUGCAAAUAGACAACGGCCAGUGGACGCAUACGAAGAGUUCCGGCCUGUGUGUCACCACUGGCACCGGUAGCACGUCGUGGCAUUUCAGCAUCAACUGUCUGCGGACGCACUCGGUGCUGGAGCUGAUGAAGAUCCUCGGCGAGGAGUUCGACGUGAAGCUGGAGAGCACAAUUGAGAAAGCGAGGGAAGUGGCCGAGAGGUACAACCAGAAACUGAUGUUCGCGCCAGACUCUGAGCAGCUCGCGUACUCCGUGCGGGAGUACAUAACGUUCGAGGAGUGGCCGGCGCCGCGUGGCCUGAGAGUCCGCGAUAGAGCCGCCGCUGUGCGCGUCCGCUCUCAUUGCACUGACGCUGGGUUGGUCAUCGACGGCAGCGUAUCGUUCCCAUUCAACGACGGAACCCAAGCCGUGCUUGAGAUACACCCAGAGGACUCCCUGAUGACGCAACAGACUAUACUUUUCUACGAGUUUCAGAUGUUUCCAUCA
Iphiclides podalirius (scarce swallowtail) is the source of this 1332-nucleotide messenger RNA. Lineage: Eukaryota; Metazoa; Arthropoda; Insecta; Lepidoptera; Papilionidae. The record is from the annotation of a GenBank genome assembly.